Molecule: messenger RNA, 1197 nt
Organism: Prunus persica (peach)
Lineage: Eukaryota; Viridiplantae; Streptophyta; Magnoliopsida; Rosales; Rosaceae
Product: late embryogenesis abundant protein 1
Exons: 2
Coding region: 193-1008 (271 amino acids)
Source: RefSeq, a predicted model, not a curated record
UUUCCAGCUUCGUCAGGGAGGGCAACUAAGAAAGAACACGUGUAACUAUGGAAACCCCCACCAAUUGACUAGUACGCGUGUCGAGCAACAAGGCUGCCACCUUGCUCUCCCCACCUACAGCAGACAACCCAAGAAAGCGGUGAUAUAAUCAGAAACCAAAGUAGCAGAGCAAACAGAGCAAUCAACAACAACAUGGCAGUCAACUCCAUGGCUAAGAAUCUCAUCUUCAACCCUUCAAAAUCUUUUCCUCAAAGCCCUUCAGCACUGUCUCCCAGAUAUUCCUCUCGCAAAGUCUCAAGGGUCUGCUUCAAUACCUCUGCCACCAAAUACUCGGAGGGUCAAAAUGCUGCGGAAGAUCAUAGGGAUUCAAGGGCAGACUGGGCCUACGAUGACAAGAAGUGGAGGAACGAGGGGUCCGUUGACGCAAAUAACAGAGGAAAAAAUCCAGCAGAGGAAAUGAUAGACAGGACCAAGGACUUUACCCAUGAAACGAAGGAGAGGACAAAGAGCGCAGCGGAGAAGGCGAAAGAGGGAACAAACAGAGCAGCCAAGACAGCAGUGAGCGCCAAGGAGAAAGCAAAACAAUACGCCUACGAGACAAAGGAGAAGACGAAAGAGGUGGCGGGAUCUGUAGCUGAGAAGGCCAAAGAGGGGACGUAUAAGGUGGCGGAGAUGGCGGCGAGCGCGAAGGAGAAGGCAAAAGAGAAGGCGAAGGAGAUGAAGGAGAAAACAGAGGAUGUGGCCGAAACGGUGGCGGAUAAGGUGAAGGAGGGGACGAGCAAGGUGGCAGAGACGGCGAAGGACAAGGUGAAGGGGGAGUGGGGGGCGGCGAAGGAGACGGGGAAGAAGAUUAAGGAGACUCUGGUGGGGAGUACUUCAUCUGAUUCUGAUGAUGAGGUGGAGGUGGUGCAUGAGAAGGUUGUGGAAGUUUUGGAUGAGAAGGGGAAUGUUGUGGAUGUUAGGAGGCGGAUUCGCAAGCCUGAAGAUGAUGAUGUGAAGAAAUGUUGAUGUGUUUGUGAGUCUGCUCAAACAUGAUAGAAGAAGUUCAUGUGUUUGAUAGUUUCAUUUUGAAGUGGUAAUGGGGAUGUUUAGGCAGCUUGCUGCUACCUGUUUGUAGUCUUUAUUGGGGUCUCCUCGCCAUUUCAAUGAAGGCAACCUUUCGAUAAAAUAAAAAUAUAGUAAGGCUUACAUCCUUCA